Molecule: messenger RNA, 661 nt
Organism: Callorhinus ursinus (northern fur seal)
Lineage: Eukaryota; Metazoa; Chordata; Mammalia; Carnivora; Otariidae
Gene: RPL11
Product: ribosomal protein L11
Biological process (GO): translation
Cellular component (GO): ribosome
Molecular function (GO): structural constituent of ribosome
Source: RefSeq, a predicted model, not a curated record
CCUGCGGAAAGAGCCCGCCUCCCGACCCAUAAGGCCCUGGGCCGGAAGCUUCACUUUCUCUUCCUGUUCUCCACCAUGGCGCAGGAUCAAGGGGAGAAGGAGAACCCUAUGCGGGAACUUCGCAUCCGCAAGCUUUGCCUCAACAUCUGUGUGGGGGAGAGUGGAGACAGACUGACCCGGGCGGCCAAGGUGCUGGAGCAGCUCACAGGCCAGACGCCCGUGUUCUCCAAAGCUAGAUACACGGUUAGAUCCUUUGGCAUCAGGAGAAAUGAAAAGAUUGCUGUCCACUGCACAGUCCGUGGGGCCAAGGCAGAAGAAAUCCUGGAAAAAGGUCUAAAGGUGCGAGAGUAUGAGUUAAGAAAAAAUAACUUCUCUGAUACUGGAAACUUUGGCUUUGGGAUCCAGGAGCACAUUGAUCUGGGGAUCAAAUAUGACCCUAGCAUUGGUAUCUACGGCCUGGACUUCUAUGUGGUGCUGGGUAGGCCAGGUUUCAGCAUCGCAGACAAGAAACGCAGGACAGGCUGCAUUGGGGCCAAACACAGAAUCAGCAAAGAGGAGGCCAUGCGCUGGUUCCAGCAGAAGUAUGAUGGGAUCAUCCUUCCUGGCAAAUAAAUUCCCGUUUCUAUCCAAAAGGCCAAUAAAAACUUUUCAGUGAAAUGUA